UGAAUUCGAAUUCAAGUGAUAUUUGAAAUAAAUUUUUUCAAUUGUAGGAGUUCAAAUCAAAGAUGACAAAGGAAACUUCGAUUUCUGUACGGCGGUUCGUUUGAUCUAUGACUUGCGGGACUAUCCUGAAGAAAUAAACCGAAAAAGCGGCGAAUGGAGAUCGUUGCUAGAAAAAUUCACAAUGCAGUACGAGUCCCCCUUCAUCGAGGUGGGCAUCUGGCAUGACCAGUCGCUUAACGAUGGCCUACAUGCAAACGUGCAACGCGUCAUACCGAACUUCGCCGUCACCUACAUGACUUUGACAAUCUUCUGCGUGAUAACGAAUUUGGUUUGGGACGAAAAG
Molecule: messenger RNA, 343 nt
Organism: Soboliphyme baturini
Lineage: Eukaryota; Metazoa; Nematoda; Enoplea; Dioctophymatida; Soboliphymatidae
Source: the annotation of a GenBank genome assembly